Molecule: messenger RNA, 8299 nt
Organism: Periophthalmus magnuspinnatus
Lineage: Eukaryota; Metazoa; Chordata; Actinopteri; Gobiiformes; Gobiidae
Gene: rapgef2b
Product: Rap guanine nucleotide exchange factor 2b
Exons: 30
Coding region: 592-5472 (1626 amino acids)
Biological process (GO): small GTPase-mediated signal transduction; positive regulation of ERK1 and ERK2 cascade
Molecular function (GO): protein binding; guanyl-nucleotide exchange factor activity
Source: RefSeq, a predicted model, not a curated record
CACCAUGGUGGCACACAACAGAGUGGAGCGGCGGACCUACCUUCUCUAUUAGCCACAUUAAAAUGCUUAUGUAAAGCAUACUGUAAACAAGCGGACUGGGGUUUACCUCUAAUUAUGGACUACGGGCUGACAGUGACUGGAUAACAGCUCUCCCUCUGCCUACUUUCUGUUUCCUGGCUCCUCCAUGGAAUUCUUUCCGUCGCUAGAAUGCUGAAGAGACAAGGAAUGGCUUUGAUGAACAGUGCCUUGCACAGAGGGACACUUUUAACAAUAAGGAAAUAAUACGAACAAAGUACCAGAAGACUGUAUUUUAUCGGAGUUCACCCUCUGUGGGCGUUCACAGAGGACCAGAGUUUGAGCCGGGACGCACAGGAGCCAGACUCACAGCCCGGGGAGAGCGCGCGGCUGUCGGGCUCGCGUCGUGGCCUGCCUGGCUCGGGGGCACUCCCAGCUUUAUCCGCUAGUCCCAGUGCACAGGACGGGGACAUCUUCGGACCUUAACUGCAUUCCCCAAUCCUCCUGGAUAUUCUUACACCGCCACAUAACAGGAUAAGUGUCCCAUUCGCCCUGCCGCCGGACUCUUCCCACACAAUGGCGUCCUAUGUGGAUAACAGUUUUCGGCAGGCUGUGAUGCUCAAUCCGGCUGAUCGGACGCAACAGGACCUGGAGAUUGUGUACUCAUACCUGCAUGGGAUGGAGGCCCUGUCCAACCUCAGAGAACAUCAGCUGAGGGUGAUGUGCGAGACGGUGCGCUACGAAAGACAUGAAGCCAAUGAAGUGUUGUACUAUCCUGAUGACAUUGGAAGCUGCUGGUACAUCCUCUUAUCUGGCUCAGUCUUCAUCAAGGAGUCCAUGUUUCUGCCCAGGAGCAGUUUUGGCAAGCGUUCGGCGGGCAGCCUCAGACGUGGAUGUGAGUGUAUCGUCCUCGAGCCUUCCGAGAUGAUUGUGGUGGACUACAUGGACGAAAAUGAGGAGUACUUCCAGCGGCAAGCUUCGCACAGACAAUCCCGCCGGCGCUUCCGGAAGAUCAACCAAAAGGGCGAGAGGCAGACCAUCAUUGACACCGUGGAUCCCUAUCCCACUGGCAAACCACCAAUAGGACGGGUAUACCACACGCUCCCAGCAGACUUCAGCAGACUGCACCUGGCCGACGCCCUGCACGCUCAGGGCCCCCACGUGUCCUCCAGCCACUCAGGAUGUAGUAUCACCAGUGACUCCGGGAGCAGCAGCCUGUCUGACAUAUACCAGGCCACCGAGAACGAGCCGGGGGACAUGGACCUGAGCGGACUCCCGGAGACGGCGGUGGACUCGGAGGAAGAUGAUGACGAAGAGGACAUCGAGAGGGCGUCCGAUCCCCUCAUGAGCAGGGACAUAGUACGGGACUGUCUCGAGAAAGACCCCAUGGACAGGACGGACGAUGACAUAGAACAACUACUAGAGUUCAUGCAUCAGCUGCCAGCCUUUGCCAACAUGACCAUGUCUGUGAGGAGGGAGCUGUGUGCAGUCAUGGUGUUUGCUGUGGUGGAACGAGCCGGCACUAUAGUUCUCAAUGACGGAGAGGAGUUGGACUCGUGGUCGGUGAUCCUGAACGGCUCCGUUGAGGUGACUUAUCCGGACAGCAGGACUGAGGUGCUGUGUAUGGGCAACAGCUUCGGAGUGUCCCCUACCAUGGACAAGGAGUACAUGAAGGGAGUCAUGAAGACCAAGGUGGACGACUGUCAGUUUGUGUGUAUAGCUCAACAAGACUACUGCUGCAUCCUGAACCAAGUGGAGAAGAACAUGCAGAAGGUGGAGGAGGAGGGCGAGAUCGUCAUGGUGAAGGAGCACAGAGAGCUGGACCGCACGGGCACCAGGAAAGGACACAUCGUAAUCAAGGGCACAGCGGAGCGUCUGACCAUGCAUCUGGUGGAGGAGCACUCUGUGGUGGACCCCACAUACAUCGAGGACUUCCUGCUGACCUACAGGACCUUCCUCUCCAGCCCCAUGGUCGUGGGCAAGAAGCUGCUCGAGUGGUUCCACGACCCCAGUCUCAGGGACAAGGUUACACGGGUAGUCUUGUUGUGGGUGAACAAUCACUUCAAUGACUUUGAGGGUGACCCUGCCAUGACCCACUUUCUGGAGGAGUUUGAAAACAAUCUGGAGAAGGAGAAAAUGUGUGGGCACCUUAGACUGUUAAACAUAGCCUGCGCCGCUAAAGCUAAGCCACGACAAGUGACUCUGACCAAGCCGUCCCGGGACUCCCCUCUGGCCUUCAGCCUUCUGGGAGGGCAGGAGAAGGGCUUCAGGAUCUUCAUUGAUGCCGUGGAGCCUGGGAGCAAGGCUGCAGAGGCUGGGCUCAAACGUGGAGAUCAGAUUUUGGAAGUCAACGGACAAAACUUCGAAAAUGUCCAGCUCAGCAAAGCCAACGAGAUCUUGAAGAACAACACACACUUAUCCAUAACUGUGAAAACCAAUCUAUUAGUCUUCAAAGAGCUGCUAACCAGACCCGAACAGGAGAACGAUAUUGACGGUGACGAGGAACAUGACAGGAAGAACGGAGCUCCUCACUUGCCAAAGAUUGGAGACAUCAAAAAGGGCAGCAGAUACUCCAUCCCUGACCUGGCUGUGGAUGUGGAGCAGGUGAUGGGUCUGGAGAAGGCCAGUAAGAAGGCCAAGUCCAACACGGUAGGAGGACGCAACAAGCUCAAGAAAAUCUUCGACAAGACGCUCACCAGCAUCUUACCGCCCAAACCGUACAACGACGUUUGCGUGGGCCAAUCACAGGACGACAGCAUAGUGGGGAUGAAGCAGUCCAAACAGAUCCCACCGGCUCUCCCAGUCAGUGGCAACCUGUCCUCUUCCAACCCCGACCUGCUCCAAUCUCACCACCGCAUCCUGGACUUCAACAACCAGCCUGUCCCUGUGAUGCCCAACAUGUCAGACCAGGUACUGCGCGUGUUCAAAGCGGACCAGCAGUCUCGGUACAUCAUGAUCGGGAAGGACACCACGGCUAAGGAGGUGGUAGUUCAGGCCAUCCGGGAGUUUGCCCUGACCGCUGCCCCCGAAGCCUACUCCCUGUGCGAGGUGUCGGUCACUCCAGAGGGCGUCAUCAAACAGAGGAGGCUGCCCGAUCAGCUCUCCAAACUGGCAGACAGGAUACAGCUCAGCGGCAGGUACUACUUAAAAAGCAACAUGGAGACAGAGACGCUAUGUUCAGAUGAGGAUGCCCAAGACCUGCUAAGAGAGGGUCAGAUCUCCUUAUUACAGCUCAGCACAGUAGAAGUGGCCACACAGCUUUCAAUGAGGGCUUUCGAACUGUUCUGUGCCAUCGAGCCCACGGAAUACAUAGACGACCUGUUCAAACUGCGCUCCAAGACUGGUUCGGCCAGUCUGAAGCGCUUUGAGGAGGCUAUAAACCACGAGACGUUCUGGGUGGCUACGGAGGUGACCCGGGAACCCAACCAGCUCAAACGCAUGAAGACCGUCAAGCAUUUCAUCAAGAUCGCAUUACACUGUCGAGAAUGCAAGAACUUCAGCUCCAUGUUUGCCAUUAUAAGUGGUCUAAACCUCGCUCCAGUCUCACGUCUCAGGGGUACGUGGGAGAAGUUGCCCAGUAAGUACGAGAAACUGUUCAGUGACCUGCAGGACCUGUUCGACCCCUCCAGGAACAUGGCCAAGUACAGGAAUGUGCUCAACAACCAGAAUCUGCAACCUCCCAUCAUCCCUUUGUUCCCCGUCAUCAAGAAAGACCUCACCUUCCUGCACGAAGGUAAUACCAGUAACGACUCUAAAGUGGACGGCCUGGUCAAUUUUGAAAAGCUGCGGAUGAUUGCCAAAGAGAUUCGCCAUGUUGGACGCAUGGCCUCAGUCAAUAUGGACCCAGCGCUCAUGUUUAGAACCAGGAAGAAGAAGUGGAGGAGUUUAGGAUCUCUUAGCCAGGGCAGUGCUAAUGCUACAGUCCUGGAUGUGAGCCAGUCCGGCGGGCAUAAGAAGAGGGUACGCCGGAGCUCCUUCUUAAACGCCAAAAAGCUGUAUGAAGAUGCACAGAUGGCUCGUAAGGUCAAACAGUACCUAUCCAACUUGAGCCUGGAGACCAACGAAGAGAGUCUGCAGACGCUGUCCCUGCAGUGUGAGCCCUCCAUCAACACACUGCCUAAGAACGCGGGUGGGAAGAGGCCGGACACAUCUCCAGUGGUGUCCCGCGCUGCCAGCACCCAGAGAGGACAGCUGUCCAAGGGCAACCAGGCUCUGCAGGUCCCCUCUGUUGCCCUCUACCCCUCCAGGAAGAAAGUGCCCGUCAAAGACCUCCCGCCUUUCGGCACCAGCUCUCCGCAGUCCCUCAAGAAGAUCCUGUCCCUGUCUGAGGAGAGCGGACAGAGGAGACAGCCAGAGGACACGGUGUCCAACGCAUCCUCACAGCUCUCUUCCCCUCCCACCUCCCCCCAGAGCUCGCCCAAAAAGGGCUAUGGUCGUAUGGGAGACGCGUAUUCGGACUCGGGGCACUCGGAGAUCUCCUCGCGCUCCUCUCUGGUCAGUACAUCGUCCUUGGACAUGGCCCAGGAGGACAGGAGGCUGCGGCACUCCGGCUUCACAGAAGCACACCUGGGCACACGGCUGGAGCGACGAGCCACCACCGACCCCGAUCAGUACAGCAUUGGAUCCUACUCGUCGAUGCAGGACUGCAGGGGCAUUUACGCCGGAUGCCCUACCGUGCUCUCCUCACCCAGUUCCGAGGAGCUGACCCAGGACCAGGGUGACCGCGUGUCCCUGGACGCAGCCGACAGCGGGCGUGGCUCCUGGACUUCCUGCUCGUCCGGGUCCCACGACAACAUCCAGACCAUGCAGCAGGGACGUAGCUGGGAGACACUGGCCUUCGGCGGGGGCGGCAUCGGAGGUCUUCCCCCCGGUGGUCCCGAGUCAUUACUGGGGGGUCCGGCGGCUUUGUGGGCAGCUCAGGCACGGGGAAGUUGGGCGUCUGCGAGCUCUUCGUCCUCUUCCGCGGCGUACUGGGGAGAGGACUCGGAAGGUGACACCGGGACGAUAAAGAGGAGAGGGGGGAAGGACGUGAGCGCGGACCCAGAGACCAGCAGCAUCACUUCCACAGGCUCUGAGGAGGCCAAGCUCAUGGGCCGACCCACUCCUUCGCCCAUCACCACUGGGGGUAAAGGACUGCUCUCUCGUAAGGAAUCCCGAUACCGCGAGCCUCCUCCCACUCCCCCCGGCUACACCGCCCUCACCAUCUCCGACCUAGCUGAGGGGCAGCACCAGAACCAACCGACCCCACAGACCACCGCACCCACAACCACCACCUCCUCCGCCUCCCACACUGGCCGCCGACCACCCGACUACACCACGGCCCUGCAGCGCUCCCGAAUGGUCACCCAGUCUCCGGACCAGCAGGCACCCAAGCACCGACGGGCCGCCCAAGAGCACCUAGAGCACCCAGAGCCCGAGGAGGAAGACGAGGAAGAUGAACAGGUGUCAGCAGUCUGAAGGGACCACGGUGGACGUACUUUCGCGGUAACCUGGAAGUCCCGCCCUCUUCCGUGAGCGGGGGGUCAGAGAUGGUCAGAGACGGUCAGAGACGGAUGGAAGGACCGACCAAUCACAGACGAUAACCGGUGACAUACGUGCCUGCCUCUCUCUACUUCCUGUUCUGUGGACCGCCCACCUCCCUCCCCCUCGCCUUAACGCAUCAUGAAGGGGCUGAGUGACCCUGCAUGCAAAAAAUACUGUGAAGAAGACGAAGGUUAAAGACUAUGACAAAUAUACCUGGCACUUUGGAAUAAAAAUAGACUUUCGGAACAAUGUCCUAGAGGGUGGGGGAAUGGCGAGUAACCUAUGAACUAGAUUUUAGACAAAAAUGGGACUUCGAACUCACAUUUUGAUCUGCACUUUUUUACAGAACAAAAUAGACUUUAAAAACCACACUCAUUUCCCGACCGGAGAUUUUUGUUGUUGAAUUUUUUGCACCGUCGGACUGAAACGCAGCCGGGACUGAAAUAAACAGAAGUCGUGAUCCAGUAUUACUAGUUUUUACAUUGAAAAUCUUGUCGACGGUUGGUUCCGAAGUGGCAGUUUUAACAGAAAGAACCAACAUGCACAAAUCAUUACACAACAGAUUCUAUAUCAAUGUUUAAAAUAGCACUUUUAGCACAAAUGUGACGGAUGUUUCAAUAGCAGGGUAUGUACGCUGUACGCUACCCGCAUCAUAUCUCAACUGACUGGUCUUUACUGUUACGUAAGCACACACACAAGAAUUACCAGAGAAAAAAAAAAUUAUUAACAAAGAUUAUGAAUUGCCUCCAACUUGCCCAAAUCAUGAUGUCAGAAAAAUAUGGAAUAAAUGUUGAAUAAAAUAAUCAUUUUUUAAAUGUCGGCGAGAACUGUUUGAAGAAGUUGCCUCUUGUCUCCUCGGGACAGACUGAAUGCUGAUAUCAUUUCAAAAUGUCUGACACAAGUGUUGUCUAUACCCUCCCAUAAUGUCGAUCGGCCCAACCCAAGAGAACACGCGACAUGCUACUCUUUUGAAUGUCCAAAGCGCCUUACCAUUUUAGGAUUGCGAAAGUGUUUUGUAUAACUGUCCCCUGCUGAUAAUGUGGGUCGAGAAAAGUUUUGAACUGAACGAUUUGGAUUGAGAUGCCUUAUUGAAUAAACUCUCCCUAAUUAUUACCGUGUUAAAGGUCCCCUGCUCUGCUCACUGUCUUAAAUUCAUCCAGAAUUUGUAACAUAAGCUCUCAGCAAUUGCACUGGUAAUAAAGCCAAAAAUAUAGUUUUAAAUGACUUCACCAUAGAUCCAUCUAGCAUCAAGUCAGGCUAGGGCUGGGCGAUAUGGCAAUAAAAGUUGUGAUUUCUCGGCUUUUGGUCAAAUUGCCAUGUUGUUAUUUUGUGUUUUUUGUUUAAUACAGAUCUAUGGUCAAAAACACUUUACCCUACCCACUCCUCCUAUUCAGCCUGACAUGCUCCGAGUGAGUGACAGAUGGAUGUAACCAAUCACAGUGAAGAGUUAACUUUCACAAACAGCAGAUAUUAUAUUGAGUUUCUUCUUAAAGACUGUAUAAAACCAGGAUCUCCAACCUUUUUCCUCUUGUGAUCUACCUUUACAAAACGAAAAUGCCAGUGAACUAGUAAUUUUAGCGGUUGCAGAAAUUGAGCAUAUGUAACAUCCACGGUCAGCCUUAGAGGUGGGUAAAGUUGGACGCCUAACUAAACCAUUAUCCAUUUAUUAGUGCACAAAGUUAGGCAUUAAAGUGACCUACAGGUUGGAGACCCCUGGUAUAAAAGACAUUAAGUAAACCUGAAUUGUGAAAAAGCUCUUAAGAAAAAUCGUGAUAUGAUUUUUUUGAUGUAUCGCCCACCCUUAAGUCAGGCAUACCGUAAAUAUUUAGGGUAUUGUUGUGUCACAAAUGAUUGUAUCCCAUGUUGUUUAAUUGGUACAAUUAGGUGGUGUUUAAAUAUUAAGAUGGUUUCCUCAUAACAACUGACACUCUAUUCUGUCUAUUAGGCAAGGUUCACAACAAUGUUUACUAUUGAAACUAAAUGUCACAAUUUACAACACAGAUUGUAAUUAGACUCCGUAAGUGGGGUCCUGAGCAGAACAGGGGCCGUUUGACCUGACUAUAUGCGUUCUCUUGUGAAACAUGUGUCUUGGUGUCAUCUGUACCAGACUGAUGUGAGCUCAUGUGUCCUGUACCAGACUGAUGUGGGCCAUGUGUCCUGUACCAGACUGAUGUGAGCUUGUAUCAUGUGUUGGAGGCGGUAAGGAGGACCAUGUGAUUGUGGGGCUCCGGUGCACAUGAAGAGCAGGCUGAGUCACUGAGGCCUGAUCACAUUGAUCAGUCUGAGACUGAAGCAGUGGGAGUGACCACACUCGAAGAAUCUUUUGUUUUCUAUUGUACCUUUUGUAAUGGCUGCCGAUAGAUUGUUCAUAUGUUUGUACUCCAGUGGUGACAUGCAUCAUUCAUUUUGAUUUGACUCUGAAGAUAAUGUGCAUAUUACCAGGCCCAGUCCUUUUCAAAACAAACUGUUGCACAAGUGUCGCGCGUGCAGAUAAGUGUAGUGGUAGAACUGCUACUGUGGUGUGCUGUCAGUGAGACGUGUACAUUAGCUGGUGAUGACCUGUUCCUCUUCAUUUUCUUGUACUACUUUGACCUGUAUGUCUUUUAAAAAGACAAUGGUGGAGUAUGUAUCUGUUGUUUUUGUAUUUUUAAUACAAUAAUUGUAAAUAUUGGUUAUAUUUUUGUUCAAAUGUAAUAUGUUUAUGCCUCAACAUCCAGUUUAUAUGAAGCUGGGAAUCAAUAAAUACUGCGUAAAGAACCCA